CACCAACAAAUAUUUUAGCUCCGUGGCACAGCAUCAGAGAGGAUGCCAUUGGAUGAACAUUGUCGGUUACUCAAAAUAGCCAAUUCUAAUUGCUAUAUUGCCGACCGUCCGAUGCGAGACUUUGUAGCUGGCCGAUAAGGGCAUAAGGCUAAGCAGCGGCCCCUCACCUUUCCACGACUCGCACCCCGAAGUAUAAAAAGCUACCUAGGUAGUCUAGCAAGCUGAAGAAUCUCGACAAACUUUGUUAAACUCUCCCUGCACAUUCACAUCAAAGGUAAACAGCAGCAAAAAAAACAUGCCAUUCGUAGCAGAGAAGCCCCUCAUCGUGGCGAUAGCCUACCCAGCCGACGGCCACGCAGGCCCCGUCCUGCGCGCGCUGUCAUACCUCACCUCCCGCGGCUACGAAGCCUGGGCCUUGACCGGCGACCGGUACAAGGACCAGGCCAUGGCGUCCGGCGUCGAGCGCUUCUUCACGCUCCCGGAUCCCUUCGCCAUACACGGGGAGCUCCUCAUGGAGGGCAUCGCGGACGUGCCGCCCGGCCUGAAGCAGUUCGACUUUGAGAUACAGAGGGUCUUUAUACGCGACAUGGCAAAGUUCGCCGAGGCGGUCCGCGGCACGCUCGAGACGGCCAGGGCGGAGAAGGGACCGGGCCGGAAGAUUGUGGUGGUGCAGGACAUGGCCGCCACCGGCACGGCUCCGUUCUUGUUUGGCGCGCCGCCGCCGCAGGGCUUCGAGGAGACGGGCUUCCCGCCCGUGCUUUCCAUCAACGCCUCGAUGAACUUCCACUCCAGCCUCGACGUCCCGCCGCUCGGCAUGCCCAUCGACGCGGCCGAUCGCACCGACGAGGUCAUCCGCAAGAUGUACGAGGCGUAUGCCGAGGACAUGCAGGGCUCCAGGGAUCUGUUCAACAAGAUCGCCACCGAGCUGGGCGCCACUCGACACAUCACCGGCCUGCUGACCGACGCGUGGCUGGACGUGCCGGACCUGACCGUACCUGGGCGGACUGCCGAUGCCCCUCGCAAGGGCGGGCAGAUGGCCGAGUGGCUGCAGAGCUUUCUGGACGACCAGGCCGGGAGGGCACUGGUGUUUGUGACCCAGGGGACGGUCGACAUCAACCACACGGAGCUGCUGAUCCCGACCCUGCAGGCUCUGAGCGGCAGAGAGGAUCUGUUUGUUGUUGGCGUGCUCGGGGUCAAGGGCGGCAGGCUGCCCGAGGAUGUCGAGGCGGGCCUGGGCUCCAACGUCAAGGUGCUGGACUACUUUCCCUACAGCGAGAUAUUGCCGUACGCGGACGUCUUUGUCGCCAACGGCGGUUACGGCGGCUUCAUGCAGGGUGUCAUGAACGGCGUCCCGAUGGUGAUUGCGGGUGAAGUCAAGGACAAGGGUGAAGUUGCUGCCCGUAUGGAAAGAGCGGGCUUGGGCAUCAAUCUCAAGACGGCUACGCCAGCGCAGGAGCAUGUGAUUGCUGCCGUCGACAAGGUUCUCUCAGACCCGAUUUACAGGAAGCGAGCGAUGGAGCUCAAGAGGGAAAACGAAGACAUGGAUGCGAUUGGAGGGCUUGAAAAGGCCAUCAUGGAGCUUGCGUCGCGAUAG
Molecule: messenger RNA, 1594 nt
Organism: Pyricularia oryzae 70-15
Lineage: Eukaryota; Fungi; Ascomycota; Sordariomycetes; Magnaporthales; Pyriculariaceae
Exons: 3
Coding region: 296-1594 (432 amino acids)
Molecular function (GO): UDP-glycosyltransferase activity
Source: RefSeq, a predicted model, not a curated record